Molecule: messenger RNA, 3202 nt
Organism: Phycodurus eques (leafy seadragon)
Lineage: Eukaryota; Metazoa; Chordata; Actinopteri; Syngnathiformes; Syngnathidae
Gene: fbxw5
Product: F-box and WD repeat domain containing 5
Exons: 11
Coding region: 90-1904 (604 amino acids)
Biological process (GO): protein ubiquitination
Cellular component (GO): SCF ubiquitin ligase complex; Cul4-RING E3 ubiquitin ligase complex
Molecular function (GO): protein binding
Source: RefSeq, a predicted model, not a curated record
GCUCCUACGCUCUGUGUUGUUAUUCUUCCAGGCGGCUAGCCGCUAGCCGGUCGCCAACAUGCAAAACUGUGAUCCAGCAGGAUGUUAGGAUGGAGUGUGGCUCAUUUUUGCCAGACAUUCUGGUGUUGGAGAUCUUCCUGCGUCUGCCCCACGAUGCCGUGCUGAGGGCGGGCCUCACCUGUCGCCAGUGGCUGGCCGUCUCCAGGGAUGAGUUUUUAUGGAGGGAGCUGUUCUACUCCUACUACCGCAUCCCCCGCGCCGUACCCCGACACCCAGCGGCCGUGUCGUGGUACAGGGAGUUCAAGCGUCUCUUUGACUGUAUCCCGUGUGUUGAGGUCCAAACACUGAGGGAGCACAGCGACCAGGUGCUCCAUUUGGCCUUCUCCCACCGGGGCCACCGCUUCUCCUCGUGCUCCAAAGACUGCACUGUCAAGCUUUGGGACACGGAGCGGCACGAUGGCAACAUCUCGCUGGUGCACAGCUCCAGCAUGCGUCAGUUCAACUGGGGCUACACGCAGUUCUCGCAGUUCAACGCCGACGACAGCCUGCUGCUGGUGUCCGGCGUCUACCUGGGCCCGCACCACUCCUCCUCGGGGGAGAUCGCCGUCCUCAGUUUGGAAAACUACACACUGCUCUCGCGGGUGAGGAACAAGCCGUACGACGUGUUCGGCUGCUGGCUCAACGAGACGCACCUGAUCUCGGGCAACCUGCACUGGAUCGGCAACAUGACGUCCUGCUCCGUGCUCUGGCUCAAUAAAGCCUUCCAGGAUAUCGAGUCGGAGAACGUCAACGUGGUGAAGCGUCUCUUCAAGAUCCAGAACAUCAACGCCAGCACCAUCCGCACCGUCAUGGUGGCCCACUGCCGCCGUCACGACAACCCCGACCUGCUGCUGGACUACGACGCUCAGUCUCAGGCCCGCAGGCAGAAAAGCCAACAGCAGCAGCGGCAGCACCAGCCGCUCCUCUUCGACCUGGGAACGUCCGGCAGCGAAGAGGAAGACGAGGAGGACGCGGCGAGCCCGAGAGACGACAGAUGUCACGGCACGGCCGCCGCCAUCUCGAGCCUGGAGCACUUGAAGCAGAGUUGUAAGAAUAUGGAGCCCAGCCAGGUGGCCAUUGAGAGACAGGUGGCUCAGAUGAUGGGCCGGGUCUACACCAAAGCCCCAGACACAAACCUAAUGGAGACCUGCGAGCCCGGUGACGGAGAGGACAAGACUUACUUAUUGUUUACCACUGGCAGCCUUACGUACUCUCCUCACCAGAUAGGCAUUAAGAGGAUCAAGCCGGACCAGAUGACCACCUCCGGACCCGUGCUCGGAGAGGAACGCAGCUCCGACGAGUUCUUCGACUCGCUGGACCACGUCAUCGAUAUCCACGGGCACAUCAUUGGGAUGGGCCUCUCUCCGGACAACCGGUACCUGUACGUGAACAGCCGGGCGUGGCCCGCGGGCUGCAUCAUCUCCGACCCCAUGUCUCCGCCCCCCAUCGCCGAGGAGAUCGACCUUCACGUGAUCGACCUGAAGAGUCUGAGGGAGGAGCGGCGCAGUCUUCGCGCCCACCGAGCCUUCACGCCCAACGACGAGUGCUUCUUCAUCUUUCUCGACGUCAGCAGAGACUUUGUUGCCAGCGGCGCCGAAGACAAGCACGGCUACAUCUGGGACCGCCACUACAACAUCUGCCUGGCGCGGCUGGCCCACGACGACGUAGUCAACUCUGUGGCGUUCAGCCCCGCCGAUCAAGAGCUGCUGCUGUCGGCCAGCGACGACGCCACCGUCAAGGUCUGGCGCUCCCCCCGCGCCGUACGCCUGGCGUGGGACGCCACCCGGCACACCCGGACCCACCGCCGCCCUGGCCUCUUGGCCUCCUGGCUCAAUCGCAGCAGGGGCCUCAACGGCAAGCCGUGACGGACGCCGCGUCAACACUGGGGGGGGGGGGGGGGGGGGGCGUUUCCUAAGCGUGCACGCAGACUGUUGAUAGCUUCGCUGUGAACAACCGUCACAAGACAUUUUUAACAGAAGACAAAACAUUUUUUAAACUUUUUUUCUUUGUUUCUUUUGAACACAGACAUAACACUGGGGAAAUUGUUUUUAAUUGUGGCCACAGUGUAGAUAUAACAAACGUGGACACAAAAUAGAAAUUUGUGGCCAUGAAAUACAUGGGUAUAAUGUAUGACCAUAAUAUGUACGUGUGGUCACAAAAUACUAAUUUGUUGCCCCGAGAUAAAUAGAAGGAAGAAUUUUCUUCCCAUGUCAUAUUUGGGGCCACGUAGCCCAGAGAGAAUUUUAACAAAAAAUAAGUUACAUUUUAGGCGGCACGGUGCAGACUCGUUAGCACAUCUGUCUCACAGUUCUGAGGACCGGGGUUCGAAUCCCGGCCCCGCCUGUGUGGAGUUUGCAUGUCCUCCCUGUGCCUGGUGUGGGUUUUCGCCGGGCACUCCGGUUUCCUUCCACAUCCCCAAAACAUGCACGGUAGGUUGAUUGGAAACUCUAAAUUGCCCUUAGGUGUGAAUGUGUGCGCAAAUGGGUGUUUGUUUCUAUGUGCCCUGCGAUAGGCUGGCAACCAGUUCAGGGUGUACCCCGCCUCUCGCCCGAAGAUAGCUGGGAUAGGCUCCAGCAUGCCCGCAACCCUUGUGAGGAUAAAGCGGUACAGAAAAUGGAUGGAAGGUACGGACUCUUCCCGGCCAGCUUCCCCAGCGGGCAGAAGAGCGGGCAGCCGCUGGCGAUGUUCAUCUCGCCCACGGGCCGCUGGAAGGACGUGGAGGUGACAUCCGGACGGAAGGCGUCGAUUAUGUGCUCGCGGUUGUUCUGGUCCAGCAGCAUCAGCGUCACCUGAACAACACGACGCGAGAGGACCAGGGUCAAGUCGUUUUGCUUGUUUUUCUCGUUUUUCCGGCCCGUUCGGAAGUAAGUCCGCAUACGUGCGGGUCUUGGGUGAGUCUCACGGCUUCACCGUCAAAUGUUAAGCGAGUCCCAAGUUACUGUGGCACAAAUUUAUAUGAUGUUAAAUUAUCUGUCUUCACGUGUUUGUGACGUUUAUGCUCAAAUGUCUGUUGUUUAAAGGUUUACAACAACUGCAAAAUUUAUGACAAUUUCAUUAGCCCGUCUAUGGUAUUUUGCAGUGUGUUAGCAUUAAGCGAGCAGACUUUUGUAAGGCAAAGUUGUUGUUCACAUUGAUCUGAUUUCAUAAUUAAUGUUAUUUUUUU